AUGAAUUCUUCACAGAUCAGUUUCUUUAUUGAUGAGGAAAGACCUACACCAGUGGCGUUCUGUCAGAAGUUCAAUUACUUAUCGAAAAAAAAAGCUCUCUCGGAAUGGCACAGUGCACUCCAGGCAUGUCUCGCAAUUCGUAAGGACGAUCUACGACUGGUUGAACUCGAACAACAGUAUAAAAAGGGUCAUUACGCGAAAGCUAUCGACGAUUACUUUAAACUAUCAUCAUCUACUCGUCUUCUUGAGAAAAAGAGGACCUCUGUUGACAGAACACUGACCAAAAAAACGGGCAAGGCAAUUCGAAAACGUAUCGAUGAUCUCCUCCCUGAGGAGAAUGGUAACCAGGAACAUUCAAAAAAGCCUCGCCUCACAGAGUCAAAUCGGAAUGAUGAUAGUUCGGUAUUAAAAUUAGCAGAUUCGGCAAUAAAUGAAGGUAAUCACAAUUUGUGUUCGUCAUCAUCUGUUCCGUCUUCCAAUUUUAAUAGUGAAGAAGGUACGAAUGACGAACAUUUGAACGUUCGGGAGCUACUAACCAAAAAAGAACGACGUCAGACGCGUUAUUCGUGGGAGAGCAUUAUUGAUCGGAUUGAUUGCAGGAGUACCUCUAAAGAUGAUCAGACUAACAUUCAAGAAGUGGUUGGAGCAUACGUGGAGGACGAUGCCAUACCAGAAGAUGACACGCCAGCGGCAAUCAAGAAAUACGAGAGUGACCUGGAAAAGGCCAUUAAGUUAUGCAAAAGGAAGAAUGUGGGGAGAGCAAAUCUGGAGAAAGUUUCUUCUGAGUUUGUUCUCAUAGUAAUAGACCGGGCACUCAUUACUACAAAGAUUUAUCCUGAUGUCUUCAGGAAAGUCAAGAGAGAGGGGUAUGCAUCAAAUGAUGAUGACUGCUCAGUGGCUGAGAAGCGGAUAUAUGAGGAGGUCAGAAAAUUCCUCAGUAAACUUAAAUUCAAAGAAAUUGCCACAGAUUCUCCAAUGGGCUCAGGAAUAUUGGAUCUUACAAACCAUGGCAACAAGAUUGCAGAGAGGCUUCCACAGGAUGUUCAGGAAGCUCUCACGAAGCAUGAGCUCAAGGAAGGUCUAAAGAGGGUGAGACCAGUCAAUUUCCCUGGUAUUGAGGAUAAUAUAGACCAGGAGCUGGAGGAUGCAUUGUUUGUAACUCAUGGGUUGCUGGAGGGAUUGCAAGUGCCUUCUUUUGAAAGAGCUGACUAUAGCGAAAAUGGUUAUGUGGUCCUUGCCAUUUCAAAAAUCUUGGAUCCCAUUUUUGCUUGCGAUGAAGAUGAAACACUGGCAAUGCAUGCAUGGGCCAAACAAGUAAGCCAGUCAUCCCAUGAACGUAAAGAAAAUUUUCGAGGUGAAAACCCAGAUUUUAAAAUCAUGACAAAUACAAAAGAAGAGAUUCUUUUUGGUGAAGUCAAGACAAAAGACUCAUCCUUAUUGGUCAAUAAAGAUCUUGUCAAACUCUCCAACUUUCAAGCAGGUGCCUUAGAUGAGUUGGUCAAAAAAUACGGAAACAAAAUUGGGUUGACUUCUUUUGGUAUUUGGAUUUGUGGUACGCGUAUUCGCGUUUACGAAAUGGACCUGAACUAUGAUGGAAUGUAUAGAAUGUUCUUGACGGCAAAUGUAAUGACUCCAACGGAAGGAGCACAAUUCUUAAAUUUGAUACCAGUACUAGAAGCAUUAUAUAAUGUUAAAGACCGUAUUUAUGAAGUAUUGAAG
This is a messenger RNA of Paraglomus brasilianum, 1719 nucleotides long. NCBI's taxonomy places the organism in Eukaryota, Fungi, Glomeromycota, Glomeromycetes, Paraglomerales, Paraglomeraceae. The record is from the annotation of a GenBank genome assembly.